CCUGCAGCGUAGGAAUAGUAGGCCAGCCAAGCGCUCCGGUGUAACCAUACCCUCGUCAACCACCGGCGAAAGGAGCGCUAAUUGAGCUGUCAAGAACCAACACGGCACGUUGUUCCCCCACGUCGGCCCCUCCCGAACCGCCCGCGCGGGGUAUAAGAGGGCGGAACGGGACGAGAGGCAUGGCGUGCGCGGUGCUGAGAGAGUUGCCGUUGAGGAAAACGACCCAGUUCACGAGUCGAUAUCGAGCGUUGACUGAUCCAGCGACCAUCAUUAUCAAACAUGGCUGGCUUCUUUGACGGCCCUCCGCUGCCCCCUGACCCGCCGACGGAGGUGGGACGGCUCCGAAUCCUCUCCAGGACGGCCGGCAUCCGCGUGUCGCCGCUCGCGCUCGGUGGUGGGAGCAUCGGACAAGCAUGGAAUGCCAAUUGGGGCCCGAUGGAUAAGGAGCGGGCCUUUGAGCUUCUGGAUGCGUACGUUGAGGCCGGCGGCAACUUCAUUGACACGGCCAACACCUACCAAGACGGCGAGUCCGAAGUCUGGCUGGGCGAGUGGAUGGCCGACCGCAAGGUGCGCGACCGCCUCGUCGUCGCCACCAAGUACACGUCCGACUGGGGCCUGUACGACGCGUCCAACCCGGGGGUGCAGAAGGGCCAGACGGCAAACCACGGCGGCAACUCGCGGCGCAGCCUGCACAUGAGCGUGCGCGAGUCGCUGCGGCGGCUGCAGACGGACUGGAUCGACAUCCUGUACGUGCACUGGUGGGACUACACGGCGUCGAUCGAGGAGGUGGUCGACUCGCUGCACCUGCUCGUCCAGCAGGGCAAGGUGCUGUACCUGGGCAUCUCCAACACCCCGGCGUGGAUCGUGAGCGCCGCCAACACGUACGCGAAAGCGCACGGCAAAACUCAGUUUAGCGUCUACUCGGGCCAAUGGAACGUGCUAGCGCGCGAUCUGGAGCGCGAGAUUAUACCCAUGGCUAGGGCAUUUGGCAUGGCGAUCGCUCCCUGGGGGGUCUUGGCGGCUGGCAAGUUCCAGACCGAGGAAGAAGUUAAAGAGAGGGAGAAGGUUGGUGAGACAUUGCGGCCUUUCGGCGGCGGCCGUGAAGUCGAGAUGAGCGAGGCCUUAGCGAAGGUUGCUGCCGAACACGGGACCAAGUCGGUCGUGGCCAUCGCAAUAGCCUACGUUCGACGGAAAGCAGCGCUCCUUGGCGUCCACAAUGUCUUUCCUAUUGUCGGCGGGCGGAAGAUUGAGCAGCUGAAGGACAAUAUUGCGGCGUUGGACAUCUGGCUCACCGAGGACCAGGUCAAGUCCCUCGAGAAGGUCAAGGAAUUUGACCUCGGCUACCCUAGCGGGAACAUCGGGGACGAUCCCAACAUGUCGGGCGUCGUGAGCGUCAUGUCGUCGAACAGCGCGUUUCUGACAUUUCCGUGGGCGACGAGCAAAUAAGGCAUGUUUUGUUUCAACGUCCAGGUUUUCCCUUCCAAGUUUCUGUUCUGCUAGAAAAGAAAAGGAAAAGUGUGCCGCAUGCGGAAACCCAGGCUGCCAUCACGCCUGCCCUUUCCGGUUCCGGGAAAGAGCGAUCGAUGCACGCGUUUCCAUCGAGUCACAACCAGUUUUACGGGUCGCACCAGUACGAUUCGGGUUCCCGAUCUCGUUUCCCUUUCAACCCUUAGCGGGCAGUGGUGGCGGGCACAGGCACAGCGGGUUUCAGCGCGCGUUGGAGGGGUCCUCCCUUGUCUUUCCCCACGACCUCCCCCUCCGGGUUUGGUCCCUCGCCAAGGUGCACUCUUUGAUUUGUCGAUCACCCUCAGAUCACCUAAACUUCCGACUUGGCGCUGGUAAUCGCCGGAGUCACCCAACAUGACGAUUUGCAACU
Molecule: messenger RNA, 1876 nt
Organism: Chaetomium fimeti
Lineage: Eukaryota; Fungi; Ascomycota; Sordariomycetes; Sordariales; Chaetomiaceae
Product: NADP-dependent oxidoreductase domain-containing protein
Exons: 2
Coding region: 280-1446 (388 amino acids)
Source: RefSeq, a predicted model, not a curated record